Molecule: messenger RNA, 1299 nt
Organism: Ophidiomyces ophidiicola
Lineage: Eukaryota; Fungi; Ascomycota; Eurotiomycetes; Onygenales; Onygenaceae
Exons: 2
Coding region: 1-1299 (432 amino acids)
Biological process (GO): retrograde transport, endosome to Golgi
Cellular component (GO): late endosome; cytoplasm
Molecular function (GO): oxidoreductase activity
Source: RefSeq, a predicted model, not a curated record
AUGGCAACCGUUAUCAUUGGGGGUGGUAUUGUUGGUGUCUCGAUAGCAUAUUAUCUCUCAGAUCCCGAGAGGUUACAAAGGCCAAAGGAUAUUCAUAUUGUUGACUCUUCUGCCGAGUUGUUCGCAUCUGCAUCAGGGUUUGCAGCAGGGUUUUUGGCUAAAGACUGGUUUUCUCCAGAAAUUGAGCCCCUGGGGAAAUUAUCCUUUGGCCUGCAUCGUCAGCUUGCAACAGAAAAUGAUGGAGCUGAAAAAUGGGGGUACAUGGCUAGUACUGCAAUUAGUUUGCAAGUGGAAGGGCCAGACGGAACAAAAACCAAACGGGGUGACGAUUGGCUGCGGCGUGGUGCUAGUAGGGCGGAGGUUGCAGUGAAAGACAACAUAGUUGUCAGCCUAUCGGACCGAUUCCCGGCAUGGUUGACUGAGCAGAAGGGUGGGAUAGUUGAGAAAAUAAGCAAUACCGGCACUGUUGCCCAAGUGGAUCCUCUACGACUCUGCCGCUUUCUUUUGGGAAAGUGUCUUGAAAGAGGCGUGCAAAUCCAUUAUCCAGCUCGUGUCCUUGCUGUCUCCGGGAACCCAGACAAAGCGGUUCUACAACGCCUAGAUACGAAGAAGAAAUUCGAUAUUGCAUGUACAAAACUCAUCCUAGCGGCGGGACCGUGGACGCCACGAGUAUUCCAAACCAUUUUUCCAAGGUCGAAGUCCAAUAUCGAAGUUGCCGCUUUAUCGGGAUAUUCCCUUGUGUUCCGUUCGCCCCGAUACACUUUCGAAGACGAGAAGGGGACAUAUUCCGGCAAGAGUCAUGCAGUAUUUACUACCCAUCCUAAGUCUUGCGGGUUUAGCCCGGAAAUUUUCUCUCGUCAUGGUGGUGAAAUUUAUAUCGCUGGACUAAACUCCUAUGAUAUCCCGUUGCCAGAGGUGGCUACUGAUUCAUUCAAGAUAAUGGAAAAGGAGAAAUCAAACAGAGUCAGACGAGCUGCUGCAGUCCUCAUGGGACGGCCCCAGGGACCAGGUGCAGAUAAUGUCGACGACUUUGAGAUUGUGCGUGAAGCUCUCUGCUUCCGCCCAGCAACAGAGAACGGUCUGCCUAUAAUUGGGCGGAUUACACAUCAUCUGUUGGGCUCCAACAUAGAUUACACCGGCGAUGUUUUCGUUGCCACAGGACACGGUCCAUGGGGAAUAGCGCUGUCGCUAGGUACCGGCCAAGUUGUUGCAGAAAUGGUUACUGGAGCAAAAACAAGCGCAGAUGUGAGAUAUUUGGGGUUCGACCCAAAAGCUGGAGAGCUUUCUAGCCGCCUAUAA